This is a messenger RNA of Chara braunii, 1415 nucleotides long. The record is from the annotation of a GenBank genome assembly. NCBI's taxonomy places the organism in Eukaryota, Viridiplantae, Streptophyta, Charophyceae, Charales, Characeae.
CUACUGGCGACUUCAUUCAUCCUCGUGUAGUUAAGGAGGCAUCUCUCUAUACAUCCCCUUACCCUUCCACUGUCACAGUCACGCUUGGCGACAAUCAGGCCAAAAUCUUCGUCGAUUGUGUGGUGCCUGAUCUCCCAUUCUCCUUCCCCUUGAGGAUGCCACAUAGCCUUCGCAAGGCCCCUUGACCAAUGGACUUUCGACAUCAUGGAAAACCUAUACGACCUUGUUCUCGGCACCUCCUACUCUCAUCAGUUCGCCCAUUCUAGUCCCGAUUGGAUCCACAACGACCUCGUCCUCGACGCCAAGGAUGGGAAGCAAUAUCGUAUUCCAUUGUCAGGAAAAUCGGACUUUACACCCCCCUCUCCUGUCAAUGUCGCCAUUUUGACACCUACCCAGUUUCACCACAUUCUUCGUCAGCCUGAUGCCGAACUCUACAUUGUCGACAUCACGGAUCUCCUUGUCUGCAACUCCAUGCAUCAAGACGCUGAGCUGGUUGAGCUCGACCCACUACCCCCCGAGCCUCCCGACCCCCCCGAUCCUUCACCCUCCUCAUCCUCCUUCACCCCCGCUAGCUCAUCUCACCUUGUUGCAUCUCUUACCAUGGAGGCGCCAUCGGUACCUAUCCCCAUACCGACUCCUUCCACCCCUGCUUUAGAUGUUGCUGCUGCCGAGGAGUUUGACAACCUCCUAUCGUCUUUGCAGCCUAGCGUUGCGGACCUCUUUCGCGAGUAUCGAGAUGUUUUCCCUCCAUCUAUCUCCUAUAGCAGCAUCCCUCCUAUGCGCGAUAUCGAGCACCACAUUCGGCUCGAACCUAACUACCGUAUUCAACAUCGUGCCCCAUAUCCCCUCUCGGUCCCUGAAGCCCAAGAACUUAAACGCCAAAUUGAUGAGUUGCUUCGUCAGGGCUUCAUUAAACCGAGUACGUCCCCAUGGAGUGCACCCGUCCUCUUCGAUUGCAAGAAGGACGGCACCCUCCGCCUCUGCCUCGACUACCGCGGCCUCAACGAGUAUACGGUCAGAAACAGUUAUCCUAUGCCCCGCGCGGAUGAUCUGUUCGAUCGCCUCUCCGGCCACCACUUUUUCACGAAGAUCGAUCUUCGUAGUGGAUAUCACCAGAUCCGCGUAGCCGAGGAGGACCAGCCUAAGACCGCUUUCCGUUCUCGUUUUCGGCACUACGAGUUUACCUUCCAGACGGCUAUGAACACGAUGUUCCAAAACCAUAUUGAGGACUCGGUUCUAGUCUAUAUUGACGACAUCUUGGUCUACAGUCGUACCUUAGAGGAGCAUCUGUUCCACCUUCGCACUGUCCUCCAGCGAUUACGCGACCAUGGGUUUUAUGCGAAGCUCUCCAAAUGUUGCUUCGCUCAACCCAAAGUCGACUAACUGAGGCAUCAGGUCUCCGAGCACGGACUCCA